Alligator mississippiensis (American alligator) is the source of this 550-nucleotide messenger RNA. It is a transcript of the gene RIIAD1, whose product is annotated as regulatory subunit of type II PKA R-subunit domain containing 1. The transcript is spliced from 4 exons. Bases 37 to 333 code for a protein of 98 amino acids. NCBI's taxonomy places the organism in Eukaryota, Metazoa, Chordata, Crocodylia, Alligatoridae. The record is from RefSeq and is a predicted model, not a curated record.
CCCCAUGGCAACCCCGAGCCUGCCCGUGCCGACAAAAUGGCUGAUGUGGGCUCGGGCCUGGAGGGGCCAGACCUGGGGGCGCUGAGCCCCGAGCAGCAGGCGCGGCUGCUGGAGCUCAAGAUCAGCACACGCAUUGCCAACGAGAGGUACUUGAGAGAUCACCGGGAAGUGGAGCUGCUGCUCUCAGGAUUCGUGAGAGAAGUGCUGCUGAGAAGACCAGAGAACAUCCCGGAGUUUGCGGCAGAACAUUUCACCGACCCUGAGCUGCCGAUGAAGAUCCAGAAGCAACUCAUGGAAAAAGUCAAUGCAACAGAGAGGCCCAGAGUGCGAUAGACACCCAGGAGCAUUUCCUUCCUCACAUGGUUCCUGGCUUCCCUCUCUGUGGUUUCUGGCAUGCAUUUAAGUUGUUGCAAUACAGCUCCUAACUCAGCUCUACAGUGUCAUCUGGAGGCAGGCAGGUACAUGCCAGGCCUGCCUUCCAAGUGCUGCCUCCUUGCUGUGCGUUUUGGAUGCUCCUUCAGGUAAUCAUUAAACCAGGCUUUCUGCCCAA